Molecule: messenger RNA, 2871 nt
Organism: Olea europaea var. sylvestris
Lineage: Eukaryota; Viridiplantae; Streptophyta; Magnoliopsida; Lamiales; Oleaceae
Product: protein tesmin/TSO1-like CXC 2
Exons: 10
Coding region: 327-2621 (764 amino acids)
Molecular function (GO): DNA-binding transcription factor activity
Source: RefSeq, a predicted model, not a curated record
ACUCAGCACGAGAAGACUCCAUGGCUUUCUCUCACUAUACUCUCACUACACACUCACUGACUUUGUUUCCCGCUUAUUAUUGAAUUUCAUUUACAUCUAUCUUGAUACCAUUUCUUGUUUUUUCCGCACUUGAGAGAGGGAAAAUAAAGUUUAUGUUUGUGAGAGUAUUAUCCAGAUAACAGGUCCAUGAGCAGCUGAUAAACGGCUGCAUACAUAUAUGGAGACAAAAGAGAGAUGAAGGGGCUGUUGACAGUUCAGUGAAGGGAAAUAGAGUGGAGGAGAAGGCGAGUUGUGUCGAGAGUGCAAAGGGGAGAUCGGUAUUGGUGAUGGACACUCCAGAGAGGAGUAAGAAUAGCCAAAUCACAGCAUCCAUUGACAAAUUCGAGGACUCUCCCGUCUUUAAUUUUCUCAAUAAUCUUUCCCCAAUCAAGCCAGUUAAGUCCAUACACAUCACUCACACGAUCAAUGCUCUUAGUUUUGCAUCCCUUCCAUCUGUUUUCAGUUCCCCCCACCUUAGUUCACUAAAGGAAUCGAGAUUUCUCAGGAGGCAUCAGCUCCCAGAUCCAUCAAAACCUGAGUUUGCUUCUGACGAUGCUAGUAUAGUCGAUACAAGUAAGGAGACUAUCGGUGCCAGUUAUGAAUUAGUUGAGCAUCGGACAAAUUUUGAUCAACCGAAUUCUAUUGGUCAAGUAGCUGAUGAGCCAUCUUUCGAAUGUUCGAAGCUUGAUGUCGAGUUUGAACAGAACUUCAAUUAUGAUUGCUGUAGUCCUGGCUCCAGCUUAAAACCUAGCUGCGGCCUUAAAACCAAACACAUGGCUGAAUAUGCUUGCACUUCGUCUGCACUUAUUCCGUUUGCACAAGAAUCAUCCCAGAGGGGGUUAUUUGGAAGUGAAGUAGAUCUUGAUAGGGUAAGCCAAAUUGAUCAAAAUAAAGAAGCCACAGGAUGUGAUUGGAAGAGUUUGAUUUCUGAUGAUCCAGAUCAAUUAAUUUUUGAAUCACCAAAUGAUACAGAGUCUUUCAAGAAAUCAGUUGGCCCUGGAAAAGGUUUAUACCCGAGUAUUAGCAAUGACAUGCAGAAUACGUAUUCUUUCUGUGGAGCUGGUUCUGGCGAAAAAGCUGAAGAGGAAGACGAAACAGAAAAUCUAUGUACUCAACCUGGUGAAGGGAAUGAGCUGAAGGAAAUUGCUGAAACCCAUGAUAUAAUUUCUGGUUCUUCUUUGAGAAUUCCUAUUGAGGAAGUGGAUAAUGAGCCUGUUUCUGGUUUGUACCGUGGCAUGAGAAGACGUUGUCUGGUAUUUGAGAUGGUGGGAUCUCGCCAAAAACGUUUUGAAGAGAAUUCAGUUUCUGAUUAUUCUGCAUUUCUGCAAUCCGAUGGCAAUACGCCUAACAGCAACGAUCAGUUACUCCCUACAAAGACUGGAAAUGAUUCUUCAAAAUGCGUUUUACCUGGCAUUGGUUUGCAUCUAAAUGCUCUAGCAACAACUCCAAAGGACUACAAAUUUGUCAAGCAUGAAGCUUUAGGUUCUGGAAGACUAUUGAUCGGUCCCAGCCCAAAUGCCAAUUUUCAACCUCUGAGCACUGGUCAAGAGUUGUUAAAUAAUACUUUGGUUGUUAACUCAGAAAGAGAAAUUUGUGCCGUUGAAAAUGGUGUUCUUGCGGAAGAUGCUUGCCAGGCAUCUGGAUAUAUGAUCAAUGAAGAGUUCAAUCAGAGUAGUCCAAAGAAGAAGAGACGUAGGUUGGAUCAAGCAGGAGAUGGUGAAGCCUGUAAGCGAUGUAACUGCAAGAAAUCAAAAUGCUUGAAACUUUACUGUGAAUGUUUUGCUGCUGGUGUCUACUGUGUGGAGCCAUGUGCGUGUAUAGAUUGCUUCAACAAGCCUGUCCAUGAGGACACUGUCCUUGCAACUCGUAAACAGAUUGAAUCCAGAAAUCCUCUUGCUUUUGCUCCCAAAGUGAUUAGGAGCUCGGAUUAUCUAUCUGAAGCCAGGGAUGAGUCCAGCAAAACUCCUGCUUCAGCUCGACAUAAGAGAGGAUGCAAUUGCAAAAAAUCUGGUUGCCUGAAGAAAUAUUGUGAAUGCUAUCAGGGUGGUGUUGGAUGCUCCAUUAACUGCAGAUGUGAAGGGUGUAAGAAUGCAUUUGGUCGAAAGGACGGCACAGAAGCUGAAUUUGAAGAAGAUGAAACAUACACAACCGAGAAGGGAAUAGAGAAAUCCGCAAUCCAGAAUGAUCUGGAGCAGAAUCUUGAUUCUGUUCCUCCUGCAACACCUUUAUCUCUAGGAAGACAAACCAUCCAGCAUCCAUUCUCCUCGAAGAACAAACUGCCUAGACCUUCUUUUCCUUCUAUUAGCUCCUCUUCUGGUUUGUACGCCAGUCAUGGGUUUGGGAAACCAGGCCUUUUCCAAUCUUCAACGAGGUUUGAUAAGCAUCUUGAAACUGUUCUUGAAGAUGAAAUGCCCGAUUUUCUCCAAGCUUCGUCACCUAACAGUUGCAUCAAGACAUCGUCUCCCAACAGUAAGAGGGUCUCGCCUCCUCACAGCGUAGGGACGUCUCCCAGUAUGAGAAGCAGCCGUAAGUUAAUACUUCAAUCUAUUCCGUCUUUUCCUUCCCUCACCCCCAAUCAUUGACAGUCUUCUCCCCAGUGAAUCUUGAAGGAAGUUCUUUCAAUGUUUAAAGUAGUUAUACUGAUUAUGUUCUUUUAUUUUUAUAUUUGUCGAUAUUACUCUUCGACCUUGUAUCGUCGUCCAUGUUUUUGUAAUAAAUAACUAUGUUUAUUAGCUAUCGAAAACACCAUGUUACAUAAAAGCCAAUCUAUGAUUGACUAUAUACAAUGUCCAAGUUUUCUUCAUAAUAUAUACAUUUAAAAACUGAUAUGAG